CUUAUAAGGAAGUGGAGCAGUUGGUGGAGUUUGGGCGGAAACGGCGCGCGGUGACAGCUGGGAACUUCAACACACUCUUACAGGAAGAGAGCGCAGAUAACACACCCAUACAUCAUCAAAGACUACACAGGACAAUAAUAACAUUUCUCAGACGGGAUGGCAGAACUGGCGGGUCUAGUACAGCGUCUAGAGGUGGCCGUGGGCCGCCUGGAGUCCAUGUCCAGCUGUAGUGGUGGUGGUGGAGGAGGAGGCCCUGCUGCUGGAUCUGGAGCUGUGGCGGUGUAUGUUGAGGCUUUUGACAACUUGAUCUCUGGCCCUGUGGCACAGUACAUGGCACUCAGUCAGAAGAUAGGGGGUGACGUCCAGAAGCAUGCGGAGAUGAUGAAGCAGGCGUUCUCCUGUCAAAGACAGCUUUUGGUCACUGCCUCCUCUUCUCAAAAACCUUCUGAUUCUGUCCUGACCUCCAUGCUGGAACCUGUCUCUAAAGUAAUCCAGGAGGUGCAGUCAUUUAGAGAGAAGAGCCGUUCCUCACCUUUCUUCAACCAUCUCUCUGCAGUCAGCGAGAGCGUCCCUGCCCUCGGCUGGGUCGCCAUGGCACCAAAGCCAGGCCCCUAUGUGAAGGAGAUGCAGGACGCUGCCAUGUUCUACACAAACCGUGUGCUCAAGGAUUACAAGGAGAAAGAUAAAACUCAUGUGGAUUGGGUGAGUGCUUACCUGUCUGUUUGGACCGAGCUGCAGGCUUACAUCAAGCAGCACCACACCACUGGACUGAGCUGGAGCAAGACCGGUCCAGUUGCCUCCGCCUCUGGCGCAGCACCCAGGGGAGGAGCUCCAGCCCCACCUCCCCCAGGCCCUCCUCCACCCCCAAUGGACGUUUCAUCAGGUGGAAACUCCGGAGGACCCGGUCACAAUGCUCUUUUUGCCUCCAUCAACAAGGGAGCUGAUAUUACCAAAGGCCUGAAGCAUGUGUCUGAUAAAGAAAAGACUCAUAAGAAUCCUGCACUCAAGGCCCAAGCAGGUCCCGUGGCAUCUGGACCCAAACCCUUCGUUGCUAACCCCUCAGUAAAGGCCAGUCCAGCCCGCACCUUGCCCCCUGUCCUGGAGCUGGAUGGCAAGAAGUGGAAAGUGGAAAACCAUGAAGGUGCCCAUGGCCUUGUGAUCAGUGACACAGAGCUGAAACAAGUGGUUUAUGCCUAUAAGUGCAACAACAGCACUUUACAAGUAAAGGGAAAGAUCAACUCCAUUACUCUAGAUAACUGUAAGAAACUGGGUCUCGUCUUUGACGAUGUCGUGGGUAUUGUUGAGGUGAUCAACUGUAAAGAUGUAAAGGUCCAGGUAAUGGGUAAGGUGCCAACCAUUUCCAUCAACAAGACUGAUGGCUGCCACGUUUACCUGAGUAAAGACUCGCUGUCGUGCGAAAUCAUCAGUGCUAAGAGCUCCGAGAUGAACGUGCUGGUGCCCAACAAAGAUGGAGAAUAUACUGAGAUCCCAGUUCCUGAACAAUUCAAAACUGUAUGGGAUGGUAGCAAGCUGGUCACCACGGCAACCGAGAUUGCCGGAUAAACCAUCAGCCUGCACGAGACCACCCCCAUUGCAGUGUCCUACCUGACUGAACAAGAGCUUAAACUACAAAGUUGAAUGGAAUGCCAACCGGGUCACACUCCUUUUAGCCAAUCGCAGCGGAAAUCUCCCAUCAGCUACUGAAACGACUGCUUGCUUACCAGAAGCACUUGCUCAGCCAGUGGCAGGACUUUAUUCUGUUCAUUCCAAUUGAUUAAACAUAGCACUUGAAAUCAAUUGCCAACAAUUAAGGUGUUUUUGUUUUUUUAACAUAUAGCUAUGCUAAAAAACAACACGAAUAGCCAAAAUAAAGAAGCAGGUUGUUUUAUCUUGUUGUUGUAUUUCCUAUCUUAUUUUUCCAUUUGAUUUUGAUUUUUACGGUCAAGGGCAUGGUCGGGGGCAGUCACAGCAGUUUCUGUUUGACAUAUGCAAUUUAGACCUGAAGCACACAGAUGACCACUUACUCAGACAUUUACUGUAACUUUAUUCAUUUUUCUAGGAGUAACUAUACUAAAGAUUUGUGUCAAAUCUUGGAGAGCUAAUUGGCGAUGAAAACGAGUUACGUGCAGGAUCACAGAUCAUUUCAAUCAUGACGUUAAAACUGUAUGUUGUAGAAAACUAGUGACUUUAGAAAUAUUCCUUCAUUUCGUUUUGUAUUCCAGAACACAUGGCUCAUUCCUUGUAGUAUGAAUAAUUAAACAUUCCAUAGUUCAUAAUGGAAGGGUGUAGAAAGCUUAUUAAUGUUUUGUGUUGGCACAAACUGGAAAGAUACAGGUAAAGCAUAAUGUUUUGAUGCUUGUGGUACUGUCAAUGUUGGAUUAUGGGUUGUCUCGUCUGAUACUGAUAUUAGACUAUCUGCUGUAAUAACUUGUACAGAUAUUGGCUUUAUACGACUUGUGUCCACCUCUUGAUCUCACCACAUGCUUUAACUAGUUUAUCUUCUGAUUUAAACCUCUUAAUCAUUUCCUUUCAUAAUUUUAAGAUCAUGAGUAUGGAAUUUGUUUUGUAUCAUUUGUCUUUUUCUCCUAUUUGGCCAAGUUAAAUUUUCAUGAGUACAGGAGAACAAACAAUAAAGUUGUUGCAAUAAAUAA
Paramisgurnus dabryanus is the source of this 2651-nucleotide messenger RNA. It is a transcript of the gene cap1, whose product is annotated as CAP, adenylate cyclase-associated protein 1 (yeast). Gene Ontology annotation, cellular component: cytoplasm. Gene Ontology annotation, biological process: cytoskeleton organization; actin filament organization; cell morphogenesis. NCBI's taxonomy places the organism in Eukaryota, Metazoa, Chordata, Actinopteri, Cypriniformes, Cobitidae. Gene Ontology annotation, molecular function: actin binding; adenylate cyclase binding. The record is from RefSeq and is a predicted model, not a curated record.